This is a messenger RNA of Pseudocercospora fijiensis CIRAD86, 939 nucleotides long. RefSeq lists its product as uncharacterized. The record is from RefSeq and is a predicted model, not a curated record. The transcript has a single exon. NCBI's taxonomy places the organism in Eukaryota, Fungi, Ascomycota, Dothideomycetes, Mycosphaerellales, Mycosphaerellaceae. Bases 1 to 939 code for a protein of 312 amino acids.
AUGCAUUUUACGCGCUGUUUGUCACACAUUGUGACAACACUACUGUAUGCCAUCCAAAUAAGUAAUGCUUGCACAAUUUGCACCAACGAGUCGCCUGAACCAAUUAUGUACUCACCGGCACCAUGGACAUUGAAAGGCACAAUUUACUCCUUCUUCCUCCUGCCAGGAGUCGGUAUACCUCUAUUUGGCGAUCUCCCAGUCAAAGCAUUUCCACCUCUAGAGCGGCAGUAUCCCGAGGCAAUGGCAGGAACAUACAAAGGAUUUUUAGGAAUGAUCCAAGUAAUUCGAUACACUGAAAGUCCCGUCGGCCCAUACGAUGAACUUCUCAUCGUGCCGGGUUUCUUUACGUACCCUGGUCCAGACGGGUCCAACAUCACCAAUGUCCGCGUCAGUCGCAUCUACGUGAGCCAGAAGUAUACGGCAUGGAAUGGAAGAGAGAACUGGAACAUCCCAAAGCAUAUUGCACGCUUCGACUGGACGACCGAUGCCGGUGGCGGCGAAAGCGUCAAGAUAUAUCCUUUCGACACCUCCGGAGAUUCAUCCGAGUCCGGACCCAGCGAGAAGCCGUUCUUCCAAAUGUCUUUCUCUCCACUCUUGCACGGAAUCGUGCAGAUACCUUUCAGCACACAUCUGUACGGUCUCCUUGGUGUCAAUGUGACGCUCGUCCAGCCUCCUGUGCCGCAGGGUCAGGACGUUUAUGGAGCGAUGGUUGGCACCCAGACAGCCAAGUCUGUUGUGCCUGGACAGUCCAGUGAUAAGACGACGGCUGGGACCAUCAAUCUCAGUCAGGCCGGAGGCGACGGCGAAGAGACCGGGUUCAAUGCUGUGGGAGAUGAAUAUUAUCCGAAUUUUUGGCCGGGGCUCUUGUCGACUAAUGUUGGCUUGAGGAUGGAGGAUGCUACGAUUACAUUCAGCGAACCUGUCGUAUGGAGCGUUUGA